AUGGCAUUCAAUAAGGCUGCAAACAAUCUGUCUACCACGGGAAUUACAAGAGUCCUGGCUGGGGCAGGUGGUUCAGCUGGUGCUGACGAGGCGGAGAAAACGUUAAUUGCUAUUCAUAAGUACCAACGCUCUCAGACACCGGAUAAGUUCAGUUUCAACAGCCAGUGGUUAUUUGGAUUGAAUAACUAUGAUACCUCUGGACUUGCUUGGAGAAUGGUCACCACGGUUGACUUGGACAGCUCUAACAAGUCUCCAAAAACGACUCAUCCAGCAAUGAUCACUGUGAUGAAGGGAUGUGGGGAUGUAUCCAUUCAUAUUCCAGUGACAGACCCCGAUAAUGACGAUGUAAAGUGCCGAUGGACAAACAAAGACAACGAGUGUCCUAAAAUAAUAAAAGACAAAAGAGAAGAAGAAAAAAAAGAAGAAAUAGACCAAAGAAAGAGGGUGUGUGGAAAGCCCGUCCAAGGAGCCACUAUCGACGAAAAUGAAUGUCGUUAUUCCUUCCCUGUGUCCCAAAUGGUAUCAGGAUGGUAUGCUGUACCAAUCACUCUUGAAGAUCACCGAAAAAAUGUUACUGGUCGUUUGGAAAGUGGCGCUCUCAGCAAGAUCCCGCUUCAAUUUCUCCUUAGGGUCGAAUCAAAGGAAUGCAGAGAUAUUAACUUCGGCGAUUAUGAAAAAUGCCACGUCAUCACACCUGGUCAGGAAUGGAGUUAUGAGCUGAAGGUGAACAGCAGCGUUGAUGCUGAAAUUAUUAUUGAGCGACCAAACACAGAUUUCAAAACGACCCCAUUAGAUAAGGAGAAGAAUAGCAGGGUUGUAUCAUGGACACCAAAAGAAUCAGACAUCGGAAAACACUUUGUACUCUUCCAUGCUGUUGACAAUGACGGCUAUUACAGCAACUAUGAAACUCUUACCAUCUUGGUUCAAAAUCAAGGUAUUAAAGUUGAGGAGCCACCGAAUGUGUUACCAAGUAAGUCCUAUCCUUCUAUCCUGACUGAAGUUACCCCAGAUAGGAAUGUGUGGGAAAUCACAUUUGACAAAGCGGUUAUAAGGCCAACAGAGCAAAAGUUUAUAACUGUGCAGCAUAUAACGGAAACGGACGAAAAUGGAACGGUAGCUGCUAAAUAUGAUAUAUCCAACAAAACACAAGUUAAAAUAUCUGAGCAACACCCUAACAUCUUGAUAAUUGAUAACCCAUACCAUAAUUUAAAAGCAGGUUCUAAAUACCAGCUGUUAGUGGAUGCAGGAGCGGCUAAACAAAACUGUUUUGACCCUUGUACUGGGGAUAGGUGUGCAUUGCCAGGUAGUAGCCAAGCAACAUGGUUUAUAACAACUCCACCCAUCCCUGAUCCGACAGUGGAGUGUGGUCCUUCUAGUCUGACCGUGUACGUCCCACUUGCUUAUGUAGAGGGCGUACCAGCCAAUGCGCUCAGAUUCAUCGAUACCUGCUAUGCAGAACCAUAUAACUCCACUCACUACAAAAUGACAACAGGAUUUGAAGAAUGUGGCACUAUAGCUGAGGAACCAACUCCUGGGCGGCUAAUCUUUAAAAACAUUGUAAGUGACGUGCCUAAAGCAAUUGCAGAAGGGCUCCCAGUCACCAGAACUCAGCGGAGAGUCAAAAUCAAUGUUACGUGUGAAGUCGAGGGUAUAAGUUACUACGAUGUUAGCUUCACGCCAUCAGACGCCAUGGAAGCAUUUGCUGUUGAAGGAAAAUCUAGACUCAACACUUUGUUGAAACUAUAUGAGGACAUUACAUAUAGCCGCGAAUAUACAAAAGAGGAUUUACCAACAUCCGUUGAACUGAAGGAGAGGUUGUUCUUCGGUUUGGAAGCAGUGGAUAAUACCAAAGAUCUUCAGAUCAUCAGUUGCACGGCAACUCAAAAACAAAUGCCAGGAUGCAAAGGUGAACGUUAUACGUUCAUUGAAGAUGGAUGUCCCGUGGACAGCACCUUUCGAGUUGAGCAGGCAUACUCAAUAUAUGAAAAAAGGUUUUCGAUAAAAGCAUUUAGAUUCUUGUUUUAUGGAUCAACAGAAGAGAUUUUAGUGAAAUGUAAAGCUGCGAUUUGCAAUCCGGGUGACAUGAGUUCGCUUUGCACGCAGGUGCUUACUAAACAAUGUUCAGAUGCCAUCCUCAAAGCAGGCGUAAACGAUGUGAUUGAAGAUGUUACGCUGCCUGUCAGUGGUUAAAUAUUUUGCGACAGCCUAUUUCAUCCAAAUCCGCAACUUAUUCCCAUAACGACGAAGAUACCAUUCUAUUGUUUUAUCCUAAAGUAUCGAUUAUUAUAAUACUCCUUAUAUAAGUAUUACUCCUACAAGGGGUCAUACAUUGAUUACCGGUACCUAAAUGACGUAAUUAUUAUUUUGCAUGUUUAUAAUAAGUAAUUAUGUAUGCCUAUAGAGUAGUUGAUUGGUAUAAAUAUCAAUUGAAGCAUAAACAAUCAGAAGAUUCUGCUCUUUUCACUUUAAUGUUCUAAAGAUCAAUUUGAAAUGAUUUAGAAAGGUGCAGUUUGUGAAAAGACGUGGUUAUCAUGAGUGGAUUUCUCGCACGAUUAAAUUUGUAACAUACUGGGUUUGGAAAUUAAAUAAUAAAGUAUAAUAUAAGAGCAAAGAAAACCGUUAAAGUAUACUGACAGAGCAUGGGACACUGUUACUGAUGACCAAACAACAGUGAAUAAAAUAUGAACAGAAUACAGUAUCAGAGGCCUAAUUAAAUAAAUGAUACAUACUGUAGUAUAUAAAGAUAGAUCUGCAUCAAUUAUAUUAACAAUAAUUUGUUGUAUUUGAGCAAAUGCUAGCCCUAAACAGGUACAAACAAUGGCGUUGUUGCAACUGGUCUUGGUCUGACUUGAGUUAGGCAACUUAUAGAGUCAACACACAAAGUUUACUGCUGGCUUCAUAUUUGCUAGGAACAUUUUUAUGGCUAGCUUGAUAGAUAAGUUAAUACUGUCUUUAGUUUGUUAUAAAUCAUCAAAUAAAAGCAGGUAUUAGGUUCUGUAUCACCAAAAGACUUGGAUCAAGUAAUAUUUAACCCAAACCAAAGUUUCAUCUUAAAUGCAAUUUAUAAAUGUAAUUAAAUAUCUAUACCUUCUCCUUUAUCAUUUUGUACAAUAUUUGACCAGAUGAAAUACAGAUCAUUGGAAUGUACUAGCACAUUCAAUCCCUUACGAAGAAAUAUGAAUGAUGAUGAUUCCUGAUGAUGACAUAAUUAAUGUCGAAAUAUUGAAUCCCAACACGAUGGCGUGUAUUUCAAUACUUGGAGUAUGUAUUAUACUUUCUUAUAAGAAAUAUGAACUUGUAGGAAUUCUCAGACACUAGCUGGCAGUCUGUAAUAUUUUAAACGGUACUAAUUAACGGUAAUCGUAGAUUAUAGCAAUACAAACAUGGUUGAACAAAUCAAAGAAUGCCUGGCAGAUACACUUAAGAUCACAUUAAAAAAAAAAAUUUUUUUGCUUAGAUUAAUAUUAAACGGAUUUGUAACCAUACAUGUGAUGAUAUACAUGCUUAGGUUACGAGUCCUCAGGUAAACUACCUGGCAAACUGAUCAAAA
Molecule: messenger RNA, 3550 nt
Organism: Anneissia japonica
Lineage: Eukaryota; Metazoa; Echinodermata; Crinoidea; Comatulida; Comatulidae
Exons: 13
Coding region: 1-2190 (729 amino acids)
Source: RefSeq, a predicted model, not a curated record